GUAACCGCCUUCUUGGUGCGCCUGCCGUGAACGUGUGCGUGUGUACAACAUACCUGUUGCCGCUGCGGCGGUGCGUGUUCCGUCGCCGCAUUCCGUAACCGCUUAGCCAUCGGAUCGGACGUCCGCCGCCGCCGCCGUCGUCGUCGUCCUCGUGUAUGGGAAGAGAAGAAGAAACAAUAAUAUUAGAUAACCGACGCCGCGAGCUCGUGUCUCUGGUCUGCGUUCCGUGUGUUUACUUGUUUUUUCUGUGGCCGCCGUCACGUUGACGGGUGCACUACCCCGUUGGUUUUCUGAUUUUUUUUUUUUCUUUUCUCGCCAUCCCGCGUUCGUCGUGCGCGUCUGUUUUUUUCGUCGUGCUCUCGUCUCCGUCCAAAAUUGAGCGUUUGUGCGCGUCCGGCGUGUUCCUCGACCCUCGAGGAUGCUAUAACGGGUCGGAGACAUCUUGUAGCGUGGACAUGGAACACAGGGAUUACGGGGAUCGCGUGUCACCACCGCUUUCUUCUCAACAACAGCAGCAACAGCAUCAACAGCAGCAACAACAACAACAUCAACAGCUUCAGCAGCAACAACAGCCACUACCACCUACACAACAACAGCAACAACAACAGACACUGCCACCCCCUGCUAAUCAUACUGAUCAGAAUGGAGAUCGUAUUGUGUGGGAAUUCCAUCAAGUUACCCUAAAUCGCGUACCUGGUUAUGGAUUUGGUAUUGCAGUAAGCGGUGGCAGGGACAACCCACAUUUUGCCAAUGGUGAUCCUUCAAUAGCUGUAUCUGAUGUCUUAAAAUCUGGUCCUGCCGAAGGAAAACUAAUGGUGAAUGAUAGAAUAAUGACUGCAAAUGGUGUGUCUUUAGAUAAUGUUGAAUACGGUACAGCUGUUGCUGUGUUAAGAGAAUGUGGUGAAAAUGUUACGUUAUCAUUAAGACGUCGUUUAGUGUUGCCUUCCAAUACACCGCAUACAAUGCGUGUUCAUCUAACUAAAACUAGGAAAAAAGAUGAUUUUGGAAUAGUUUUGGGCAGUAGAAUAUUCAUUAAAGAAGGUACAAAAGGUGGUGAUAAUAGUGUACAGGAAGGUGAUGUUUUAUUGAAGAUUAACAACCAUUCCGUUACGGAUGGUAUGACUCUGAAAGAAGCGAGAAGACUUAUUGAAUCCGCUAAAGACAAACUAAGUUUAACUGUACGUAGAGAAGGUAGUGCCAAUGGAAGUUUACAAUAUUCUGGUUCAUCUGAACCAACAUCUCUACAUAAUAAAGAAAAUAACAACUAUAUGGAGGGUAUCAAUGGAUCAACAUAUCCAUCACAAAACCUGUAUGUACAACCACCUAGUAGAAGUAUGUUAGAAGAAGCUAAAAGUAAUUUGGCUCCUCGUGGACGAUCUCGUAACCCUUUAUUAGAUUCUGUUUCUUUGAGCCAAUUAGACAGGCCUACUUCUGCCAUGGAUAACAUUACAUCUACUAAUAAUUUAAAUAAUGGUGAUCUUGGACCUACAUAUAACCAUGGUCGCAGUAGAAGUGGGGUUGAUGAUCAUUCAGAACCUCCUCGACCACCACCUCCAAGACCUGAAGACUAUUACAGUACAACUAGACAAUUUUAUGAAGAUACUUUACCUCAAAGAUCCAAGCAUUUAAAGCCUGAUCCACGUUUUAUUACAUUUCAAAAAGAAGGAUCAGUUGGUAUUCGAUUAACAGGUGGUAAUGAAGUUGGCAUAUUUGUCACGGCUGUUCAACCAGGUAGUCCUGCAUUCACUCAAGGCUUACAGCCUGGUGAUAAAAUAUUGAAAGUCAACGAUAUGGAUAUGAAAGGGGUGACACGUGAAGAAGCUGUGCUGUUUUUGUUGAGCCUUCAAGAUCAAAUACACUUAAUUGUUCAACACCGUCGUGAUCAAUAUGAACAAAUUAUGAAUAAUCAACGAGGCGAUUCAUUCCACAUUAAGACUCAUUUUGAUUAUGAACAACCAAACAAAGGCGAAAUGAGCUUCUGCAAGGGAGAUGUAUUCCAUGUAAUGGAUACUUUACAUAAUGGUGUUGUAGGUUCCUGGCAAGUGUUCCGCAUAGGUAGAAAUAAUCAAGAAGUUCAAAAGGGUAUAAUUCCAAAUAAAGCAAGAGCUGAGGAAUUAGCAACAGCACAGUUUAAUGCUACAAAGAAAGAAAUGAAUGCUUCUGAAAAUAAAGGAGGUUUCUUUAGACGUCGAAAAAACAAUCAUCGACGAUCAAAAUCAUUAAGCAAGGAAAAUUGGGAUGAUGUAGUGUUUGGAGAUAGUAUAAGCAAGUUCCCAGCUUAUGAAAAAGUAGUAUUAAGUCAUACAGGGUUUGUACGACCAGUUGUUUUGUUUGGACCAAUAUCUGAUAUUGCUAGAGAAAAACUUACCAAGGAUUUCCCUGAUAAAUUUUUAUCUCCACAACUUGAAAACAACACUACUGAUGGAAGCAAAAAAAUCAGUGGUAUAAUACGACUCAGUGCUAUUCGUGAUAUUAUGGACCGAGGAAAACAUGCUCUUUUAGAUGUCACUCCAAAUGCUGUUGAUCGUUUAAACUAUGCUCAGUUCUAUCCUAUUGUUAUUAUGCUGCGUGCAGAUAAUAAACAAGUGAUCAAAGAACUUCGUGCCGGGUUACCUAAAACUGCCCAUAAAAGCAGUAAGAAACUACUAGAACAAUGUCAAAAGUUGGAAAAAGUAUGGUCACAUGUAUUUACAUCUUCACUAACACUUAACGGAGGAGAUGCUUGGUAUCGAAAACUAAGAGAACUGAUUGACAAACAUCAGAGUUCACCGACUUGGGUCAGCGAGACAAAACCUGAAGAAAAUCUGUCUGAUGACCUGUUAUUCCCGAUGACCUCCUUACGCUUGUCAUAUGCAUCAUCUCCUGAAAGCGAUAUGGAAACUAGUAAUACAACAUUAGCAUCUCCUAUAUCUACUGCUACGGCUAGUCCAUCUGCUAUUGGCUCAAGAUUAGUGAAAAGUUCAAGCGAUCCAAGUAUUACAACUCAAGACGAUUCUGCCAUUCCUAAUUACAACCCACCUCCACCAUAUUCACCAUCAGUGUUCAAACAAGCAAGUUAUGAGCCUCCUCAAACAAUGCGUAUGACAGGACCUCCUACUCAUACAACAUUAAUAGUAAAUGGUAAUGGACCUCCAGAUUUACCUCCUCGUGUUGAUAGAAACACAAAACCAUUACAUGGAAAUCGAGGUAAUAGCCAAAGAUCAGCCACGGAUAGAUUAUUUAGUCCAAAUGGUGUUGAUGAUAUACCAAAUUAUAUAAAUGCAACUCCUCAUCAUCAAAGAACCCACACUAGCACAAGCAAACAACUCUAUGAUAUGCACAAUAGUUAUGACAGUGUGUCAUCAUAUGACAGUUACGGUGUACGUAUGAAUAAUGGCAGCAACGGUAGUGCAAAUUUAUCAACAACUUUGUGUUCAAACUCACAAGAUGAUCUUAAACCGGGCAGUAAUAACACUCUAGGAAGACAUCAUGAUCCUUAUAGAUUUACUAGGUCAACUCAACAACCAGUUGACACAAAAAUAUCAGAUUAUCCUAAAUACAGACCUCCUGGUGGUACCUCUGGAGGUAUGAUUGAGUAUGCUACUAGUAAACCACUUCCAUUGCCAAAAUCACCUCCACAGCAACAACCCUAUAAACCUGUCCCACCACCAAAACCUAAAAACUACCGCCCCCCAGUGCAGCAGCAGCAACAACAGCAGUAUUAUCAACCACCACCACCAAAUGGUUUUCAGCACUCAAAAUCAUUCAGCAUGGCUGACAGUACAUAUUCAUCACACAUGUCCAAUGGAAUGCCAUCAUCACCCAGUAAGUACUCAUCGGAAUCAACAGAUGUGAACACAGCCGAUUCAGGCCAUGGUAGUAGCUUAGACAGAGGGUAUGAUCGUCGUGGUGGUAAUGGACAACAGCCAUCCCAGCAGAUGGAUCGUAGUCAUAUGUAUUACAAACAUCAUAGAGAUCCAAACACACUGGAUCUUACACAACAUCGAGACCAACGAGGAAGCGCAUUUGAACUUUAUAAAAAACCAUCAGUAGCUGGCGACCAUAGAAUGUCAAAUGGAGGUGACCUCAGAAUGUCAAAUGGAGAUCACAGAAUGUCUAAUGGCACUGAUCAUAGGAUGUCUAACGGAGGUGAUCAUAGAAUGUCCAAUGGUGGUGGUCACUUCAAUGUGGAUGCACUACGGUGACAACGACAGUAUCCGGUCAGAUUUUAAAGAUAAUUUGAUCGGAUGCAGUUAAGUUCUAAAGCUUACCAUAAUUUUAUCUCAUUGAAUUGUAUAUUAUAUAAAGAAAUUUAAAGUAUGUUCAUAAAUUUGUUUUUUCAAUUGAUGGACUGAUUGACAGUA
Molecule: messenger RNA, 4343 nt
Organism: Sipha flava (yellow sugarcane aphid)
Lineage: Eukaryota; Metazoa; Arthropoda; Insecta; Hemiptera; Aphididae
Gene: pyd
Product: tight junction protein ZO-2
Exons: 17
Coding region: 456-4184 (1242 amino acids)
Biological process (GO): protein localization to cell-cell junction; cell-cell junction organization; cell-cell adhesion
Cellular component (GO): bicellular tight junction; plasma membrane
Molecular function (GO): cell adhesion molecule binding
Source: RefSeq, a predicted model, not a curated record